This is a messenger RNA of Ramularia collo-cygni, 1266 nucleotides long. Its product is annotated as probable 3-ketoacyl-coA thiolase peroxisomal A precursor. Gene Ontology annotation, cellular component: peroxisome. Gene Ontology annotation, biological process: phenylacetate catabolic process; fatty acid beta-oxidation. Lineage: Eukaryota; Fungi; Ascomycota; Dothideomycetes; Mycosphaerellales; Mycosphaerellaceae. The record is from RefSeq and is a predicted model, not a curated record. Gene Ontology annotation, molecular function: acetyl-CoA C-acyltransferase activity. The transcript is spliced from 2 exons. The coding region runs from base 1 to 1266 and encodes 421 amino acids.
AUGAACCAGACCGGAAACACCCAGGCCGCACGCGAGCGUGUUUCUCAAGUGGCCGGCCAAAUGCAAGCUUCUGGCAAGCCAUCGCUCCUCGAGAAGCACCCCGAUGAUGUCGUCGUCACUGCUGCGCUCCGUACCGCUCUCACCAAGGGCGGAAAGGGCGGGUUCAAGGACACCGCUGGCGCUGACCUUCUGACCGGCGCUUUCAAGGCCAUCAUUGAGCGCUCCGRUAUUGACCCGAGCCUCGUAGAAGAUGUUGCUGUUGGCUGCGUGCUCGCUCCAGGAGGUGGCGCCACUGAGUUCCGCGCGGCUUCCCUCGCUGCAGGUUUCCCAGAGUCAACCGCCGUGCACAGUCUGAACCGACAGUGCAGCUCGGGCCUGCAAGCAUGCGUCGAGAUCGCAAACGGUAUCCGCGCCGGAAUGUACGAAGUUGGUAUCGGAGCUGGGGUUGAGAGCAUGAGCACACAAUAUGGCCCUGGCGCAGUCACAGAGUUCUCCGAGGCGCUUCAAAACAACAAGGCUGCUGCAGAGUGCCAAGUUCCCAUGGGACAGCUGAGCGAGCAGAUGGCCCAGGACAAGGGCAUCAAGAGAGUGGAUCAAGACAAGUUUGCUGCCGAGAGCUACCGCAAGGCGAUUGACGCACAAAAGAAGGGCCUCUUUGACCAAGAAAUUGUUCCACUGAAGGUCAAGUGGACCGACCCCAAGACCGAUGAGGAGAAGGAGAUCACAGUUGCCCGCGACGACGGUGUGCGUGAAGUUACUGCGGAGUCCUUGGGUAAGAUCAGGGCAGCUUUCUCAAAGACUGGCUCAAUCCAUGCCGGAAAUGCAUCACAGAUCUCGGACGGUGCGGCUGCGGUACUCCUCAUGAAGCGCAGCACAGCAGAGCGUCUCGGUCAGAAGAUUCUUGGCAAAUACGUGGCAGCCUCAGUCGUCGGUGUUGCUCCUCUUCUCAUGGGAGUUGGACCAUGGAAAGCAAUUCCACUGGCACUUGAGAAGGCUGGCAUCUCCAAAGACGAUGUCGACAUUUACGAGAUCAACGAAGCUUUCGCAAGUCAAUGCUUGUGGUGCGCGAACGAGCUUGAGAUCCCUCAAGAGAAAAUCAAUCCAAAAGGCGGCGCCAUUGCUUUCGGCCAUCCCUUGGGUUGCACUGGUGCACGCCAAGUAAGCACGCUUCUUUACGAGUUGAAGAGGACAAACCAGCAGGUUGGUGUGACUAGCAUGUGCGUCGGAACUGGAAUGGGAAUGGCGGCCGUCUGGGUAGCAGAAUAG